AUGGACAACACUUCUCUCAUUGGAAGGAAAGACGAAAAUGGUCAAGUAAUAGUAUCCACUGAUCCACUUGACUUAGAUGACUACACUGAUGAGCAAGCUGUUGUCAUAAGUGUAAAUACCAAAGCAAAAAAUAUGUUGUACAAUGCUAUCAGUGGUGAAGAAUAUGAAAAGAUCUCAAGUUGUGAAACCGCUAAGGAGAUGUGGGAUAAAUUGAAAGUUACAUAUGAAGGGACACACAAGGUAAAAGAAACUAGGAUAAAUCUAUUGGUUCGUGAGUAUGAGCUGUUUCAAAUGAAGGAUGGAGAAUCUGUUGAAGAAAUGUUCUCCAGGUUCAGCAAAAUUCUUAGAGAUCUGAAAUCCUUUGGUAGAACAAUAAGAAGCGGAGAAUAA
Nicotiana attenuata is the source of this 390-nucleotide messenger RNA. RefSeq lists its product as uncharacterized. The record is from RefSeq and is a predicted model, not a curated record. The transcript is spliced from 2 exons. NCBI's taxonomy places the organism in Eukaryota, Viridiplantae, Streptophyta, Magnoliopsida, Solanales, Solanaceae. The coding region runs from base 1 to 390 and encodes 129 amino acids.